Messenger RNA from Strigops habroptila (Kakapo), 1277 nucleotides. RefSeq names its product syndecan binding protein 2 (gene SDCBP2). The record is from RefSeq and is a predicted model, not a curated record. The transcript is spliced from 8 exons. The coding region runs from base 32 to 907 and encodes 291 amino acids. Gene Ontology annotation, molecular function: protein binding. Lineage: Eukaryota; Metazoa; Chordata; Aves; Psittaciformes; Psittacidae. Gene Ontology annotation, cellular component: plasma membrane; cytoplasm.
GCUGGGAGCUGCUGCAGGCACCACAGCAGCGAUGGCAACGCUCUACCCCUCCCUCGAGGACAUGAAGGGCCACCAGAUCCUGCAGGCACAGGCAGCAGCUGGGGUGAGGACCCCCCCAACGACGGUGGUCACGGAGAAGCCGAAGCUCAGCUCAGGCACCGCACCACCCUUGCUGUACCCCAACCUGGCCGAGCUGGAGAACUACAUGGGACUCGCCCUCUCCAGUGAAGAGAUCCAGAAGAACCUGCAGGCCCUGAGCCCCACCGGGCCCCCCCCGGGGCAGCUGGUGGCCCCCCUGAGCGGGAACAAUGCGGGGCUGCGGCGCGCGGAGAUCAAACCGGGUGUGAGGGAGAUCCACCUCUGCAAGGACGAGCGGGGCAAGACGGGGCUGCAGCUCAAGAACGUCGACCAGGGCAUCUUCGUGCAGCUGGUGAAGGCCAACUCGCCGGCGGCGCUGGUGGGGCUGCGCUUCGGUGACCAGAUCCUGCAGAUCGAUGGCAGGAACUGCGCGGGCUGGAGCAGCGACAAGGCGCAGCGGGCGCUGAAGAAGGCGAACCCCGAGAAGAUCGUGAUGGUGGUGCGGGACCGGCCGUUCCAGCGCACAGUCACCGUGCACAAGGACAGCAAUGGCCACGUCGGCAUCGUGGUGAAGAAGGGGAAAAUCGUGUCUCUGGCCAAGAACAGCUCCGCUGCCCGCAAUGGCCUCCUGACCCACCACUACAUCUGCGAGGUGAACGGCCAGAACGUCAUCGGCAUGAAGGAUAAACAGCUCAUGGAGGUGCUGGCAGGGGCUGGGAACACGGUCACACUGACCAUCAUCCCCACCGUCAUCUACGAGCACAUGGUGAAACGGCUCUCGGCAGGGGUGGUGAAGUCGAGCAUGGACCACUCCAUCCCUGACCUGUGAGGCCAUCGCUGCUGGAAGCUUCAUGGGCUGCUGAAGGUACCCCACAGCAUCCCCAAAAGGGAGCCCCUCAUGCCUACAGCAGCCAGUGGCACCAGGGGAACCUCCAGCCUGUGCUGUCCUCUCCUCCCUCUCAUCAGCAGGGAUGGGGCAUGUGCAUCCCUGUGUCCCUGCUUGGGGCAGAUGGCAAAGGCUGGCUCCAGCCAAAGCAGACACAGACCCAGCGACGUUUAUUACAUCCACCAACAGACAGCGAGUACAGGACCGGGGGGCGGGGGGGAGCAACAAGAAAAGGGGGGUUACAGCUUUGUCAGUUCUGUAUUUAAAAAAUAUAUUAUAUAGAUUUGUCUUUCAAAUAUAAUCGUUACAUUUA